Molecule: messenger RNA, 416 nt
Organism: Aaosphaeria arxii CBS 175.79
Lineage: Eukaryota; Fungi; Ascomycota; Dothideomycetes; Pleosporales
Exons: 1
Coding region: 80-298 (72 amino acids)
Source: RefSeq, a predicted model, not a curated record
AAUUGGUAGAGGGAGGCCACUAUGUGCGCAUGUCCUAUACACCAGUCGACAUAGAUCAGAAACAUUUAUUGGAUGCACAAUGGCUACUGUAGGUGCUCGUGUAUCGUGCCUGUGCUACACAGUAUGUACAACUACAAAAACAUGCAAAGCUCAUGGCAACCGUGUGGCAUCGGCUCUCAACGAGGAAUGCAAUAUGCAGGUUUCCCUCAUCCUCAUUGCAAAGUACGGAGUACUCCGUGGUUAUUCGCCUCUCUCCUUCUCCUUCUCCUUCUCCUUCUCUGCUGAGUCUACUCGGUGACUAACGUACUCCCUGGAUGGAUGAAUAAUGGAGCCUGAUUGCACAAAACCACAAUCAAAAAAGACAAGGCUGCCAGUGGCUAUGGCUAGCUCUGUCAAAUUGGUUCGUUCCUAGGUAA